GACCUCAACAAGAGAACCGAUCACACCACGGUGGUCCGUGGAGGUGGUUACUGGACGUGUCACGUGCUACAGGCUACCUGGUGGGACUCCUUAUAUCUGGUAUGGUAGAGGGCGGAGAGACGACUGAGGAGGAAAAGAAAUAUUCUGAAAUUCUACAAUCUCACAUUCUGAACCACGGUCUCGAAGAGGCAUUCCUUCAUUCUGUACCACCUGAACUGGCUUCUUUGUCUAUAGAGAACUCCCAAGCAGACCUGCUGUCUGAUAAAUACAACCCUCCCCGGUAUCGCCUUCUCUGGGACAUAAGCAGGGCUAAGUCAGGGACUGAGCAUAUCUUCCACUCCAUGAUGAAUCACGCUGUCAACAACGAGUUUGAGACGUUUGAAGACAGUUGUCCUCAACUAGCAGCCGUUACCCAGCGGUUAUUAGCCUGUUUCAUCAAACACUGUGGUCUUCUUGCUGUCGCUUUUAAUACUCACGAGAGAGACACGCCAUGUAGCGAGUUGAUUGAGAUUUACGAGGCAAUAUUCUCACUAAGACAGACUUUAGUACAGUCACGUGACGUACAGCGGAGGAAGACAUCUGAGAGUGAAACUAAACCACCUGACGCUAAGAGAGGGAGAUGGGCUACCUCCACGAGACCAGCCGCCGCCCCAAUGACAGCUACCACAACCUCUACCACAACCUCUACCACAACCACCACCACAGCUGCCGCUACCUCCACCUCCCUGACAGACCUAAUACAGCCCACUCUCCACUACUUCCAGUCCCGACCCAGUAAGACGGGGGAGGAACCUGCUCCGGAGGACACUGCUGAGGUGGAUCACAACCAUUACAGCUAUAUGUGUCAGGAGCUGAUGAAAAGAUGUGAUUUCCUGACCUUCACGGUACAAGCCGGGAUUGAGGAUGAAGCAGAGACUCCCCCUGACUACCCUCCCAAGAUGACUCUGAUAGGAGACAACAUGACACGUGACCCGCCGCUGCGCGCGCUCUCAGAACCGCACGUGCUGAUGGGGUCCAGUAGUGAGGACGAGAGUAGUAGUGACGAUAGUAGACGACACUUUUCUGAUCACCAACUUAUCAAGACUUACAGCAAAUCUUCCAAAAAGAUAACAUCGGAGCACUUGCUGCAAAUACAGAAACAACUGCAACGACUGAACAGACGCAAAGAACGGACUGUGUCCCAGUCUCUUACUCCCUCAGUGAUGGAGAAGAUGAUGAUCAGUCUUAAGAGCUUCCUGAUGAACAAAACGAUUGAACCUGAGAGCCUAUACAAGGCAAUGAAGGAUCAGCAGAAGCGAGCAAUGACACGUAGACAAGGUUACGAGAAACUUCUGGACUUGGUCAAGGAGGGACAUAUCCUGUGUGACCGGUCCCCUGACAAGCCGAGUAAUCAAGCUAGUGAGGAGUCACGUGAUCAAGUUAGUGAGAGUCACGUGGUUUGAUGAUCAGCACACAGAUAGCCCUACUGCUAGCUGCUACCAACAACAAAAGCAAAGUUUGUCACUACACGGCAAGUAUAGAGAGUUCUUGUAUCAAGACACAGAACGAGGUGGAGCUAGCAGUACACCGCGUCAUGUCCGCUGUAAUUUCUUACCUUCACUCUCGCCCUCUCUGUCCCAAACUCGCUACUGUUGCGCUCUACCUCGUCACUUUCCACUUCAAUCAGUCGGAUGUGUUUUGCCUACAUCGUCUGAGCUCUCUCUCGGUGUUUCAAGCACUACUCAGAGACUGCCAGCCUAAAACAGUCAUCAGUACUAGAUACCCUCAGGCUAGUUAUGUGCUCUAUCGAACAGUCCUACACAUGGUACAAUUAGUUCUCUCUUCUAUCUCUCUACUCCCCCUUCCCAACUACAUUCACACCCUCAACCUCCCUGGUACGAUGUGGAGAGGGAAAACAGACACAUUGGACAUGAUACCCAACUCCCUCGAUCUUCUGAGAAGACAACUAAGUUUGCUUCUCAACCUACUCAAAGGGGCACGUGAACGACUGUUGUCGGGGGAAACGCACGGUGGCAUGAGUAACAGUGGGUUCGAUACUACUUUCUGUCCGCUUCAGUCAACAACUUGUAUACACAACAAUAUUUCCCAGCUGUUUGGAUAUUUGAACUUCAUCAGCUCAAGUUCCUUCUUCUCCACGUACAUGUCCAGUCAGGGGUGGGCUGAUCUUCUUAUGCAAAUAUCCGGCCUAUCUCGAUCUUUCAUGUCCUUCAAGGUCCAUGUGAGGUUACAAGCGAUACAGCUGCUACAAAAGGUCCUCCCGCACUGCAGACCCAAGACUGACAUGGCUCUCAAUAGAAUUGUUAAGUCCAUGCUGGACACACUACCUCACCUGGUGUGGCCGGGUGAAGAGUAUGUGUAUCCGUGUAUUGAGGACACGCCCCAAAAUGAGGCUUCAGAGUUCCUGAUCUCCACUUUCAACCCUAACAACUCUGUUAAUUGCAGAGUUGAGCAGGAAGGCCAGACGGUUGUACACAACCUGGGAGGAAGAGGAUACUGUCUGGGGUCCACCGCUCUCGGCUACGGCGUCUACUCCUGGAGAUUUGUCAUCACUAAAGCUAGCUGUGCUAAUAACCAACUCGGAAUAUGUGUUGGCGUUUCCAAGUUUCCAGUGAGCGACUACAAUCACCGCACUACCACGGAUAUGUGGCUGUACCGUGGACACACGGGUAAUUUGUACAACGAGGGGGAGAUGCCUGGGGAACCUUUUUUCCCGCUCUACGGACAAAACGAUUACAUAACAGUCGAACUAAACACAAUAAAAGGGACCCUGUCCUUUGCCAAGAACGACGAGUUGCUUAAAGUGGGGUUCACGAACGUGUUCCACCGUGAGUUGUACCCUGUAGUGGUGUUCUACUGUCCUACCCCGGGCGAGUGUGUUAAGAUAACGGAACUCAAGGUUAUCAGUGUUAACUCUCAGAAUACUCACAUGGGAGAGCCGUGGUUAGCCCCCUCAACAGCCGUAGUAACGGAGGCAGUGGUGACACUCCUCGCACAUCUUCACAAGCAGGAGAUCUGGCAGAGGGUCAUCAGCACGGAGAUUGUUGAGAGAUUGGGUGUUAUCACCCAGUACAUGCAGAAAAAGGGUCAGUCGCCUCACGAGAUGGUAUCUUCAAAUGUUUACAACAGUCUCUGGUCAGCUCUCGCUAUUAUUGGAGGAUACGAUCGCGGACUUAGAAUCGGAUCCAGUGUGUUGGGCAACAACUCCUCGAACAGUGGUGUAAUUAUAAAGUACCUGACGGACAAGAAUGUCAGUGUCCUCUGGCACAACAAUCUCCAACUCAGUGGAAACUGGACAAACGACCGACCAAACACACGAAUAAACAAACACACUGACAAACGAAAGAAAGUUCCUCCAAGAUACCGUGAACUAAAUGAACCUAUAGCAGACCUCUCCCCUUCUCCACGAAUGGAAGCUUUGGAUCUGGACGAGCUGAACAUUCCUUUGAAGCACGUGACGAGUCUUAUCGAACUUGGACUCAAGAAACCCGUCAUUAUCUACAGUAACACUGAAGUGAACUAUGACAUGGCUGUAGAAGUCAACCUGCGGACCCUGUCUCUCCACUUCAACGUGGUUCGUAGCAUGGGACUCCUCCUAAAACACAAGACUUACUGCCCUAUAUUCGGUAAGCUCGACCUGGAGGAACCUGUUAAGAGACUUGUGGAGCUGGCUACAUCCACCACUGGUAUCCAGAGUCUUCAGAAGAAUGUGACGCUGGACGAGUUAGAGAGAGUAGCAGCUAUCCUAAUCAAAGAGCACUUCUCACCUACAAUUGAUAAGAACAAAGAACAACAACCUGUCCCAGUUCCUCCGCCGACCUCAACUGGCGGCCUCAGUGAGUUUUGUGUAGACUGUGGCAACCCCUCCCGGACCUACCCCAGCGGGAUCACUGUGUGUGGUUGUAGUGGCUCGUUGCCAGGGAGAUCUGGUCCUGUAGGGGGCAGCCUCCCUGCUGGUAGCAUCCAGCCUACAGGGGUCACCAUCCCUCCCCUCACCAUAGUUUCACCUCAAAACUGGCAUCACAACCCCCUGAGGAUGUCGUCCUCGCACCCUCCUGCUGUACCUGCAUUUUUCCCGCGCACUGUUCCAUCCUCUGGCAGUUUCGGUAUAUCGACACAAAAUCAUUUUCUUCUCGGAUACAAUACCCCAUACAACGCGCCGGAAGUUCCAGCUACCACAGGUGUGUUUGGUCCACCCCUGGUGUACUCAAACGUGCCCCAAGCGGGGACCAGUGUGGGACAGACUGUUGGGGACAGCUUCUUUUCUAGCGAUCAGAUAACAUACCCCCAAACCAGGUCAGUAGUUCGACCUCUCCUAGAAAUGGGCUUCACACCGGGACACAUUGACCGCGCUUUAGAGGCUGUACCUGACUCCGCCUCUAGAACAAUCGACAACCUCAUAUCCUACAUGAUAGACAACCCUAUAACUGAGGACGAGUUCGGGGAGAGUAUCUACAGAAUGGUGUCACCUAGACAGAGACUGAUAGAAGAGAUAGACGAGCGGAGAACAGGACCAGCUGCAGGACCAGCUGAAGAGCAGUCCUUAACACAAGACAACACAAACUGGUACGAAGAAGAUCAGGAUAUUAUCGGGGAAGAUCAGGAAGAAUAUCUUGAAGAGUACAGUUCUGAGGAAUACACCACCACCCCACCCUCCUACCCUAACCCACCUGCAUCAGCCCUUAUGCCUCUAUCUCCACCAGUCAAUAUCCCUCUGAUAAUUAGAGGCAUAAACCGAUAUACGCAAUCGCCACGAAUCGUACGCAGCACGUUCAUAAACAGCACUGAUAUCUCCGCCGCUGACGCGUAUGCCAGGUUGUCCUGGAGAAAUGACGUGGAUCACUUUUCCUCCAUAUCUCGGUCCCAGCAAAGUGUAGUUCAGAGACAACGUACCCCCAGCAGAGGGAGAUCCCACACAGCUCCAGAUCUACUAGGUCCUGCUGUUACUGAGAGCAGUGUGUCGGGUGAUCCGUUCCAGGUGCCCGUGGUAGGAACUGCUCCUAACUCACCAUACCCUGAGGCUUAUCUUAGAUCUGUCGGAAUGAUCUGUAAAAGAAGCAGUUCCCCGGAGCCGAUCUGUUUACCAGAAACUCCUGACCCUCUGGGACGGACCUCUAUAGACCCCUACUUCCAUGAUCCUCCUGUUGAUAUCCUACAGACGACUGUGUCCUCGACGCCUCUCCUCUGUGAACAGGCCAUGUCCAUCAAGAUGGCUGACGACAGGGUUGAUGCUCUACAGCGUAUUAUUGAAACUGCCCAGGUUUUGGUGUCAAGGGAGGUAGUGUGCCACCUGAUAAACCUAGUAGCUGUAUAUCCUCAACACGCACCUGGAUUGUGUAACCUAGGGAUAGCAAGCGCCCUGCAACCUCUCUGUCACCUAGCAGUCGACAUGGCCCAGCAGAAGAACCUGAGCAUUAAGUUUAAGAGCUUGUUCCUUGUCCCUCAGAUUAAGAGUAUUUUUAACAUGAUGAAGCUCUGCUGUAAGGACGUUAACAUCUUUAACAAGCUCACUGAUAUAGCAGUAUCGGAGAUACUAUCAGCUAGCUGUGGUAACAACCAGGAUCUUCUGGAACACGCCAUGCGUUCCUCUCCACACACCGUAGCCGGCGAAGGUGAAGUCACUUCAGAUCCUAAAACUGCUGUCUCUUUCGUCUUCUCUCAACUGGUGUGUCAGGCGGUAACGUUUGAAUUGAAGCGUCUAGCUGGUGUUAAACCACCUGUUGACACCUCCGGGGAGUCUAGUAAACCGAAAUCAGAAGACCUGCUUCCUGAAAAUCUUGCUGGAAAGUUGUCAGGCAGUACUAAGCUAGCAGACGCGGUUGCAGCCUGUGGUUACUCCAAACAUCUGUCCCAGACUGUUCACAUUUGGUCUCUACACAUGCUUCAUAUCAUUCUACCAGCUAUGAAGAGUUACGUAAGGACUCACAGGGUGGGAGGAGAAAGAAGUACUCCCCGCAUUCCUUACCCAAUAUACCUGACUAACAUGGAUCCUGCUGAUAAUCCUAUCACGAGUUUUGACUGUAACAUGAAGAAGAACUACGUGGCAACUCUGUGUAGCUCAGAUCUGUUCGUUAAGAUCUGGAGCAUCUCUAGUGCCAAAUACCGCCGGACGACAGUUCAGGAGUUUACACAGCCGUCUGACGGUCGGGAGGAGACUGAGCCACUACAAAAAGAGGGGAGCUGGAUCACACUCAGCGUGAGCGGACUACACGGCGCCGUGGUUGCUGGCAAUACUCUUCAGUUUUAUCAGUGUUCACCGGGUACUCAGCCAGUACAGCUGAUCCUAUCAAGGGACAAAGUUAUGUCCUUAAAAUGGUGUCCAGAACUAACUGACCCUGACAAAUCUGUCUUCGCUGCGGUUACUCCUACUGCUCUGUUUAUUGGCGUAUGCCAACUACCGGUGGUUACUUUCGAGACUAGCCAGGUUUACCAAGCUGUAGAGGAUGAAACGUUUAAAGAGGUGAAGUGGAGUGGAAAUGCUAAAUAUCUUCUUAUCACAACCUCUACAACUCAGGUGCACCUGAUCUGCAGUGAGUUCCACUGCCACCUACACUCCCUAGAGUUACCGGAGAUCCCACUCCGGGCGGUGUGGGCACCAAACAGUCAACUUGUACUGAUGGUGGCUAGGAACAACGGAGCUUUCCUCUGCUCUGUUACUCCUGAGAAGAAACUUAGACUUGUUCACAGAAUAACAGAACCAGUUCACCUUGCUUGCUGGAGCCCGGUUACCAACCCUCCUAGCUCAGACUCCUCCGAAACAUUCUCUCUAGUGUACAGUACGGAGACAAUAACCCGAGCCUGCUCCCUGACCUACCGUAAAGAAAAUAUCACCCUAACCUGUGUAUACAAUAUAACAUGCGGCAAAACUAAAGACCUGUUCUUUGUUUGCAACGGUCUGGUGCUGGUCUGUGUCCUGGACAACAUGCUCUGUCUCUACAGCAUGGAGAACGGGUGGCUGGUUCAGAGUCACACCUUCCACAACACCAUCACCAGGGUUGACUGGUUAGAUCACAUCGGGUUCAUAGCUCACGUGGCUGGAGCUAAAGAUGUGUGUAUCAUGAGGUAUAGUCUCAAGUUGUACGAGAAACAGAGGACUGUGCUACAGGGAAUCAACACGCUCGGGAUAUCCAACAUUGUGUCAGAUAACCCGCCCCACGCUCUACUUCUGUAUCUCAAGCGUUUCCAGAAAACUCUGUUCGAACAGCACCGGCACGAGAAACCCAGGAUAGCCUCUAACGACUAUCUGACUUUCUCUCCUUAUCUACAACUGUUGUGCAGCUUGUGUAGUAGACUAGACUUGACACCGUUGUACGCCAAGACUCCGCAAGCAUUCCACUCCACGAGCAAGGCUGUAGAAUCAGAGUGGGGCUGGUUGGACCUCUACGACAAAGCAUUAACAUUGAGCAACCUACUAGCCUCCGAGCAGUCUUUCAACGACACGCUUUAUGUACCUGGUCUCACGCGUGACUCAUCACGUGACGUCACACCACGUGAUCCGAUCACGUUAGACUCCACUACUAAGAGAGCGUUUGAUAACAAGAGUUGGAACGAGGAUACAGACCGGGAGAUAGUUAGGUGGAUAUCAGAGUAUCCCCAGCACUGGCAAGAAGGCGGCCAGUGUGAAGUGUACAUGUGCGGUGACGGUAGACACGGCCAGAUUGGGGAGAAUAUCAGGUUCAGCCUCACUCCCAGUCAUCAGAGAGAGUUUAGUGAGGCUCAGCUUAUAGUUCAGGGUAAGUUUGCACAUUCCCUGAUAACAAGACACGGCACAGUGUACGCGUGCGGAGAAGGUAGCUAUGGGAGACUGGGACAGGGCAACUCAGACGACCUCCACACCCUUACAGCUAUAUCCGCUCUUCAGGGAUAUGUUAUAACGUGCAUGUCAACAUCUAAAGGAAGUGACGGACAUUCCAUUGCUGUAACGGAAUGUGGAGAGGUAUUCAGUUGGGGUGAUGGAGAUUACGGAAAGUUGGGACAUGGAAAUAGUGAGAGACAAAGGCGACCCAGACAAAUCCAGGCGCUUCAGGGAGAAGAAGUGGUUCAAGUAUCAUGCGGAUUUAAACACACUGGAGUUGUUACCUCUGACGGAAAAGUCUACAUGUUCGGGAAUGGAGAUUAUGGCAGGUUAGGCUUGGCAAGUAGUUGCAACAAGAAACUCCCUGAACGAGUCAUGUCGUUAGAAGACUUCCAAAUCGGACAGGUGAGCUGCGGUUUGAACCACACACUUUGUGCUUCGCGAGAUGGCAACAGGGUGUGGUCGUUUGGAGACGGAGAUUACGGGAAACUAGGACUCGGUAACACCGCGGGUAGGAGUAGUCCUGCUGAGAUCGAGGCUCUCCGUGGUAUUGGGGUGAUGAGGGUGCUGGCAGGAACACAGUUCUCUGUAGUUCUCACUAAAGCUGGAAAAGUGUACACAUUUGGACAGGAACGUAUGUUAGGAAUUAACGAAAGUUUCGCAACAAAUAGCACGGUACCACAACUGGUACCUGAUCUGGCGGAUCAAGAAAUCAUUGAGAUUGAUGUGGGAGCAGAACACGUUGCAGCGCUCAGUAACAAGGGUCAGGUCUUCUCGUGGGGAAUGAACAACGAGGGACAGCUAGGAGUUGGUCACACUAACCCGGUAGCUGGGGUAGUCCACAUAGCGGCCCUGGAUAACAAAGGUGUUAACCAGAUAGCUGCAGGCAAAUCUCACUCUGCGUUCUGGACGGCUGCUAAAGAAAACACGCCUCGAGCCACGAGUUCCACUCAGCUAGGAUUACCUGGCUCCGUGCCAGCCGAGUUCAGAAGAUUGCUGCACAUUGAAGUGAAACAGAUCAGGGCCAGACUACAGGUCCUCAGCUAUUUCUCAGACCUUGUUUACUCCAGCUGGAGACUACUGACGUAUGAUCCUGAAACUAGUGAGGUUGCUUGGGUCAAUAACCCGCUUAACAACGUGCACGUGCGCUGUGUACUCGCGCCACGCGUUGCUAUGCUACCCAGUAUGAGGGCCAUUGGGCGAACCAUGGUUCAGGGUCGAACGUACGGGCCCCAAAUAACGGUACACAGACUAUCAACUCCGGACAAACCAGAAGUUCAGCCGAUUUUCACGCAGAUAUCGGAACAAGUUGUAAAGCUAUCGCCGCCCGAUCUAAGACUACCCUCGCGAGCUUGGAAGAUAAAGUUGAUAGGAGAGGGAGCGGACGAUGCCGGGGGAGUGUUUGACGAUACCAUUACUGAAAUGUGCGCUGAGCUGGAGAACGAGGUGAUUUCUCUCUUCUCCAGGACUCCUAACGGGGCCACUAACUCUGGAUUCAACCAGGACAAAUUCCUGAUAAACCCCUCAUCUACCAGCGAGGAGAAUCUCCAGCAGUUCCUCUUCUUGGGGAUACUGAUGGGUGUUGCCAUCCGAACCAGGAAACCGCUGGACAUUCACCUAGCUCCUGCUGUUUGGACUCGUCUAGCUUCCCUACCCCUUCACACCUCAGAUAUUCAGAAUGUGGAUUCUAUGUUUAUCACCAGCAUCAAGAGCCUUGUCUAACAUCGAUAAAAAUGGAGUCAACGCCGAGAGUUUCAGUAAUGUGAUACCAAUAGAAAAGUUCCACAUUCAGAACAGUAACGGAGCUCUCCAAGCAAUCAUACCAGGGGGUGAAGAUAUCAAACUAACUUUUGAUAACAGGAAAGUUUUCUCCGCCUACUCUCUGAAGUUCCGCAUGAAGGAAUCCGAGGAACAGAUAGCAGCUAUAUUGGAGGGCAUAUCGUACAUAGUGCCAGCCCCUCUUUUCAGGUUCAUGACGGGGGAAGCGUUAGAAAGUUGGGUGUGUGGAAAACCUGAAAUAGACCUGAACUUACUGACUAAGAUUGUGAGGUAUCGGGAUAUGGAUAAAACACAUUAUCUGGUGGUGUGGUUUUGGAGGAUAGUAUCUAGGUUCACCAACGAAGAUAGAGUUGCUUUGAUGAGGUUCGUGUCGGGUAGAUCUCGUUUACCAAACGACAUAGCGGAUGUGUCACAAAGGUUCCAGAUAAUGAAAACAGAUAAGAGCAAGGAUGGACUGCCAACUUCACAAACUUGCUUCUUCCAACUCAGAUUGCCUGAUUACUCAUCUGAAGUCAUUAUGGAAGAAAGAUUAAGGUAUGCGAUACACAACUGUAGAAGUAUUGAUGCAGACAAUUACAUGUUGGCUCGAAACGUUGAGAAUAACACACAAGGAAGCUUUGACGACGGCAUCAUAUGACUAGCAGGUGAGGGAGGGGGGAACUCGUCCCAGUUUCAACCCUUCCUUCAUGACACAUUGUGAUUUCACUGACUGGUAGUUCGGGGAAACAGAUAUUUUGGUAGCAAUGAACACUAACAGUUUCUUAGCCACCGA
Bolinopsis microptera is the source of this 10343-nucleotide messenger RNA. RefSeq names its product probable E3 ubiquitin-protein ligase HERC1. The coding region runs from base 1442 to 9514 and encodes 2690 amino acids. Gene Ontology annotation, cellular component: SCF ubiquitin ligase complex. The record is from RefSeq and is a predicted model, not a curated record. NCBI's taxonomy places the organism in Eukaryota, Metazoa, Ctenophora, Tentaculata, Lobata, Bolinopsidae. Gene Ontology annotation, molecular function: ubiquitin-protein transferase activity; protein binding. The transcript is spliced from 64 exons. Gene Ontology annotation, biological process: proteasome-mediated ubiquitin-dependent protein catabolic process.